Molecule: messenger RNA, 4450 nt
Organism: Diospyros lotus (date-plum)
Lineage: Eukaryota; Viridiplantae; Streptophyta; Magnoliopsida; Ericales; Ebenaceae
Product: protein INVOLVED IN DE NOVO 2-like
Exons: 14
Coding region: 2414-4321 (635 amino acids)
Biological process (GO): gene silencing by siRNA-directed DNA methylation
Source: RefSeq, a predicted model, not a curated record
GGGCCUGUUGCAUCGCCGGUCACUAUAUAUUUCCGUUUCAGCGUGCCCAAACCAAAACCCAACCUUCCGUUCUCUAUUUUUCCAUCGCUGCAAUCUCAAUCUCUGUAUGUAUCUAUCUAUCUAACAAACAACCCAGAAAGGAAGAACAACAAAUCUGAGAAAACACAAGGAGGGGUUCAUAUUCGCAGAUUUCCGGUUUGAUUUAUAUGUUGCAUUUUGGGAAAUUCAAUGCAAUUAAACGGGAAGCUAUCAUGCUUAUGGAUCUGAAUGGAAUCCUUUGUUGGUCUGUGAACGCACCAGCUUGGUAGUAAGAAUCUAGCCCUGUAUAAACCACUCGGUUAUAAUGAUUGUUGCGGGAAUUCAGCUUUGGAAGCAGAUGGGUAAUUAUAUUUAUGACGAGAAACUAAAAAGAUUGCAAAAACUAGUAUCAAGCCUGGCAAAGGAGAUCCAUUACAAAAACCAUAGGUUGCUGGAUAUGGAGCUCAACUAUAAUGAUAAAUCUUCAACUUUGCGCAAAAUUGUCAUGAGCUUGACGGAAGAGAUCUAUAUCAAGGAUGAAAAGUUGUUUGAAAUGGAGUGCAAUUACACUGAGGCCUCUACAACUGUUAGCAGAUUACAGGAGGAGAAGGAAAGAAUGAAAGAAGCCUGCGUUGAAGAGAGCGUGAUGGAUCACAGUUCAGGAGAGGAUAUGGACGUAAGUGAGUCUGAAAUUGAAGAAUAUGAAGGAAAUCUUAUGAAGGACUGAAUAGUGGAAGGCAUCAGGUCAAAGUAUCUGAUGAGGCAUUCAGUUGCCCUUACCAUCCAAAGAAACGAAGGCUGGACUUUCUGUUUAAAGAACUCUUACAGCAUGCUACUGGGGUAGGGAUGUUAUGUGUUUGAGGAUCAAAAGUUUCGUGACCAGAAGCCUGGAAAGUUGUGUUGAUUCAAGUGUCAGAUAUGUCACAUUAAGCUUUUGACUGUUAUUUCAGAGGCAAAAGAGGAACACCAUAAGAAAAUAAUUGAACUGGAAAAGAAAUUGGAUGCCAAACAAGCACUGGAGGUGGAAACUGAGCAACUGAGAGGGAAAUUGAAUGUUAUAAAUCACAUGGGAGAUGAUGGUGAUUUAGAAGUCCUGGAAAAGCUUCAGGAACUGCAGAAAAUAUUGAGAGAAAAGGAAAGAGAUCUUGAAGACUUAGAUGCUUUACACCAAACUCUAAUAGUGAGGGAGUGGAAGAGCGAUGAUGAGCUGCAGGAUGCAGCAUGUUGUGCAGUUCCUGAACCUUUUGUAGAUAUUCUAAACCACCAUGAGUUCCAGGUGCUUCAUAACAUUCAAGAGCAAUAUGGACAUUUACAUUAAUCAAUUCUUUGUGUGCAUCCUACAGCUCAGUACUGCCUUUUCGCUCCCUCACUUUUAGAGUUUGGUUUAAUGCAUAUAAGUCUUCAAGGUGAUAUUCUUUUUCUCUCAGCAUGUUGUGCAGUUCCUGAACCUUCUGUAGAUAUUCUAAACCUCCAUGAGCUCCAGGUGCUUCAUAACAUUCAAUGUCCCUCUGAGUUGCUCAAUUUCCAGGUCUAGUACUUGUUUGGUAUCCAAUUGUUGUAUUGCUCUUGCUUAAUUUUGAUAAUAAGAAAUAGUUAUUUGAACAAAGUUUUCUCAUGUUCUCUUAUGUAAUUAAAAGAACUCUUUCCAAAGAGUUUUUCAAAAGCAAACUAGCAAAGCAAUUUUUUGGGACAAAAAGUUUCCAAAUUCUUUCAAACAUGCUUCCAAACAUUUCUUAGAUCUGUCUUAAAAAUCUUUACAUAUUUGUGGAAGCUUCCUUUUCUAGUAUGAUUGGUUUCCAAAUGCUUGAACAUUCAAUCUUAUGUUAGAAAUUUCUCCAGGCUUGAUGAGGUUUCAAAUGUAGGUGAUUUCCGAAAAAGAUUGAAGAUUCAAUCUUGUGCUAAAAGUUCUGCAGCCUUGGCAAAUUUUCCAAUUUAGGUUGAUUUCCAAAAGAUUGAAGAUGCUCAACAUAUUCUAAGAGACCAUUUUCAAGGAGAACUAGAGGUUCCUUGGAAUUUCAAGUUUAAUCACUUCAAAGAAGAAAGAUUCGAGGUGGCACUUUGGAGGAAAUUAAUCUGAGGGACUGAGCAUUACUUAACCACCUUACUUUGCAGAAUUGUCGUGAGCUUGACUAAAGAGAUCUAUAUUGAGGACAAAAAAUUGUCUAACAUGGAGCACAAGUACAAUGAAGCCUCUCAAUUGUUAGAAGAUUAAAGGAGGAGAAAAAAAGAAGGAAAGAGGCCUGCAUUGGAGGGUUUGUUGACACCCUAUAUAAACAUCCCUUGAUGUAUCUCAGAAGAUGGGAUCAGAUUGAUUAUUUAACUCGAAAGCAAGCUGCAAAUCCAUGGUCUAAUCUUUGAGAAACUGCAAAAAGUUCACGCAGAUUAAGAGAGCGCUAUGGAUCCCAGUUCAGGAGAGGAUAUGGACAUAAGUGAGUCUGAAAUUGAAGACUAUGAAGUGAAAGAGUAUGAAGCGCUGAAAGGUGGAAGGCAUCAGGUCAAAGUAUCUGAUGAGGCCUUCACUUGCCCUUACUGUCCAAAGAAACAAAAUCAGGACUUUCUGUUUAAGGAACUCUUACAGCAUGCUAUUGGAGAAGGGACGUGUACUUCAAAGAAGCAGACUGCAAGGUAUCGGGCAAAUCAUCUAGCAUUGGCAAAAUACAUGGAAAAGGACAUAGGAGCAGUUGCCAGUCCAUCAGAACCUGUGGCUGUGGAGCCUGAUGCCCUUGCAAAUUGUGACUAUGAAGAGAUGUUUGUGUGGCCGUGGACUGGAAUCGUUGUUAACAUCCCGACUCAAUGGAUGGAUGGACGUUAUGUGGGGGAAAGUGGUUCCAAGCUUAAGGACCAGUUGAUAAGGAGAGGGUUCAAUCCAAUUAGAGUUCGUCCACUCUGGAAUUAUCGUGGUCACUCGGGCACUGCUAUUGUGGAAUUUAACAAGGACUGGUCUGGUUUCAACAAUGCUAUGUCAUUUGAGAAGGCCUAUGUGACAGAUCAUCGUGGGAAAAAGAACUGGAAUGCCUCUAAAGACCAAGGAACUGAUCUGUAUGCUUGGGUUGCCCGUGCUGAUGACUACAAUUCUAACAGCAUUAUUGGGGAUGAUCUUCGCAAGAUUGGAGACCUUCGAACUAUCUCUGAUAUCAUGGCAGAGGAGGAUAGGAAAGCAAGUAAACUUGUAUCCAAUUUGACAAAUUUGAUUGAGGUAAAAAAUAAGCACUUGGUAGAGAUGGAGAGAAAAUUCUCCGAGACUUCAAAUUGCCUUAACAAGUUAAUUGAGGAGAAAGACAGGCUUCAUCAAUCUUAUAAUGAAGAGAUAAAAAAGAUUCAAAUGAGUGCAAGAGAGCACUUCCAGAAGAUCUUUAACGACCAUGAAAAGCUCAAGUCGCAACUGGACUCUCGAAAGGAGGAGCUUGAACUUCGAAGAAAAGAAUUGGAGAAGCGUGAGGCCCAGAAUGAAAAUGAAAGGAAAAGGCUUUCUGAAGAGCUUGAAAAGAAUGCUUUAAAAAAUAGUUCACUUCAGAUGGCAGCUACAGAGCAAAUGAAAGCUGAUGCAAAUGUUUUGAAAUUGGCUGAGGAUCAGAAGAGGCAAAAAGAGGAACUCCAUAAGAAAAUAAUUGAAUUGGAAAAGAAAUUGGAUGCCAAACAAGCACUGGAACUGGAAAUUGAGCAACUGAGAGGGAAAUUGAAUGUUGGAAAGCACAUGGGAGAUGCUGGUGAUUUAGAAGUUCUGGUAAAGCUUCAGGAACUGCAGAAAAUAUUGAGAGAAAAGGAAAGAGAUCUUGAAGACAUGGAUGCUUUACACCAAACUCUAAUUGUGAGGGAGAGGAAGAGCAAUGAUGAGCUGCAGGAUGCUCGUAAAGAAUUGAUUAAUGGCUUGAAAGAGAUGCCAAGACAUGGUGAUGUUGGCGUCAAGAGGAUGGGUGAACUUGACAACAGACCCUUUUACGAAGCAGCAAAGAGAAAGUAUAAUGCGGCAGAGGCAGAAGUGAGAGCAGUUGAGAUAUGCUCUUUGUGGGAGGAGUACAUUCGAGAUUCCAAUUGGCAUCCUUUUAAAGUCAUCCUGGUUGAUGGGGAAGCACAGGAGAUCAUAGACGAGGAGGAUGAAAGAUUGAAAGGUCUGAAGAACGAAUUUGGUGAUGAGGUAUAUGAUGCUAUUGUAAUGGCUUUGAAAGAGAUGAAUGAAUGCAACCCAAGUGGGAGAUAUGUUGUCCCCGAAUUGUGGAACUAUGCCCAGGGGAGGAGAGCAAGACUAACAGAGGGACUCGUGGUUUUGAGAGAGAUGUUUAAACGCAGGAAUCUGAUCGCCUGAUUGUCAAGGGUUUUUAGUAAUGGAUGAUGAUAUUUGGUCCUCUUUAAUGGCUUUGUGGUUAUGGAUGAACUCUCUCUUAAUAUUCCUCUUUGUUGUUAUUCAAACAAGUUUGGACCAACUAUUGAAUCU